Molecule: messenger RNA, 789 nt
Organism: Cordyceps militaris CM01
Lineage: Eukaryota; Fungi; Ascomycota; Sordariomycetes; Hypocreales; Cordycipitaceae
Product: proteasome component C5
Exons: 2
Coding region: 1-789 (262 amino acids)
Cellular component (GO): proteasome core complex
Source: RefSeq, a predicted model, not a curated record
AUGGCCAUGUUUAGCCAAAACCCGGUCCUAAAUGGCCCCAACUAUUCCAUGUCCGACGUGCCCCGACAAGCUGGCGAGCCGCGCGAGCAUCGCUUCAACCCAUACACCGACAACGGCGGCUCGACGCUCGCCAUCGCCGGUGCCGACUUUAGCAUCAUCGCCGGCGACACAAGACACACAAGCGGCUACAGCAUCAACUCGCGCAUGGCGCCCAAGGUGUUCAAGAUUGGCGGCACCAACGCCUCGCAGGACGACGCCACCAUUGUGCUCUCCGUCUGCGGCUUCGCCGCCGACGGCGACGCCCUCCGCGACCGCCUCGACACCAUCUGCAAGAUUUACCGCUACCGCCACGGCAAGCCCAUGACACUCAACGCCUGCGCCAAGCGCCUGUCGACGAUUCUCUACCAGAAGCGCUUCUUCCCCUACUAUACCCACGCGCUUCUCGGCGGCCUCGACGAGGAGGGCGUGGGCGCCGUCUACUCGUACGACCCCGUCGGCAGCUACGAGCGCGAGCAGUGCCGCGCCGGCGGCGCCGCGGCCAGCCUCAUCAUGCCCUUCCUCGAUAACCAGGUCAACUUCCGCAACCAAUACGUGCCCGGGAGCGGCAUCGGACACAACUUGAAGGAGCGCCCCCACGCACCCCUCAGCCGCGUGCAGGUUGAGACGAUUAUCAAGGAUGCUUUUGACGGCGCAGCGGAGCGCCACAUCGAGGUCGGCGACUCUCUCCAGAUGCUCAUUGUCACCAAGAACGGUAUUGAGGAGGUAUUUGUGCCGCUGAAGAAGGACUAA